Messenger RNA from Symbiodinium sp. CCMP2456, 2414 nucleotides. Lineage: Eukaryota; Dinophyceae; Suessiales; Symbiodiniaceae. The record is from the annotation of a GenBank genome assembly.
AUGGAAGAGGCCGCUUUCCCACGGCGCGAAAUCGAUGGCGUGGAGCUGUCGAGGUGCAGCCCCGAGGACGCCUUGAAGAACCGCGAGAAAGGCAAAGAGGUUGACAAGGACAUCGAGCAGCAAGACAGCGAGGAGGCCCACGGCCUGGCAGAUCCUGGCUGGGCCCGCCCCGUGGCCACGGUGAUCUACUUGUGCGUGGCCCUUGGCCACCUCAUCCUGGUGAAGGAGCAAUGCCUUGAGACGCAGUCGGAGGGCGUCCUCUUCGUUUCGCUGGCUGUGCUGCAGGUCUCCUUGGGCUUCGAGGCCACGGUGUAUGCGCUGGGAGGCCUCGUGCAGCCUGGUGGAGGGGGCUGUGUUGUGAGCUUUUUGGAGUCUGCGGGGCGCUUCCGUCUCCUGCUGGGUGCCACUGUCUGGGCGUGGCUCGUGCCCUGGGCUGCGGAAGUCCACUGCCGUUGUGGUGAGCAGCCUCCACGAGCCACCGCAGUACUCGCUCAUCAGCAGGGCCAGACGUUGGCAUGCUUCGUGAGUGCCUACUUCGCCCUGCGUGAAGUCUGCGUCCUCCUCCGCGGCGAGCCACCGUCCGCUCUGGACCGGUCGGUUCAACCUCGCUUUGGCGACUGCCUGCCCAGCAAUGCGCUUCUUGGCGGCCAGUUUCGCAUGGACAAGGCUGAGUUUGAGCAGACUGGAAGGACGGUCUUCGUUCCAUCACGACUUCGCGCUGGCCUGGACACCUCCAGCGGGCUUGCCCUGGCUGCGCACCUCGCAUCUGCCCUGGCCUUGCGCCAGAACCGCUGGCUCCUAGCGACGCUGCUUUGCCUCCUGGCCCGGAGGCUGGGCAGUGCCUGGGAGGUGCUGUUGGGGCGCCGUGGAGCCUGGGCUCGUGAGGUUCCGCGCCUGCUCUGUCGCUUUGGAGAGCUGUGGUGGCUUCGAUGUGCUCUCUGGCAGCUGCAGCAAUGCGAGCUCGAUGCCAACGGACAGCUUCCUCAAUGCGCUUUGAUUCUGCAUGAUGUGGCAGUUUCGGACCGCGUUGGAAAACUCUUAGCCAUGCCGGAGAUAUGGCUGGAGAAGUACCGACCCAUCAAGUUCGAGGACGUGGUCGGCAACUCUGCUGCCGUGACGAUCCUCAGAUCACAUGCCACCGCAGGCACCUUCCCCCACCUGCUCCUCACCGGUCCACCCGGCUGUGGCAAGACGACGGUGGUGCACUGCCUCGCCAGGGAGCACCUGAAAGAGCACUACGAGCAGGGCUGCAUCGAGCUGAACGCCUCGGAUGACCGAGGCAUCGACGUCGUGCGCGAAAAGAUCAAGGGCUUCGCGCAACAAAAGGUCUCUUUGCCAGAAGGCAAGCUGAAGGUAAUUAUUCUGGAUGAAGCAGACAGCAUGACCCAAGCUGCGCAGCAGGCCAUGCGUCGGACGAUGGAAAUCUUCAGCGAAACCACUCGCUUUGCCUUGGCGUGCAACAUCUCUUCGAAGAUCAUCGAACCCAUCCAGUCCCGCUGUGCGAUCCUUCGUUUCAGCCGAAUAUCCGACGAGGACAUGCUUCAAAGGCUGAAGCUAGUGUUGGAGAAGGAGGGCGCCCCGUACGACCAGUCUGGUUUGGAAGCCUUGGCUUUCUCCGCAGAGGGUGACAUGCGCAACGCCCUGAACGGAGCGCAGUCGACCUUCAACGCCUUCGGGGAAAUCAACAAAGCGACGGUCUUCAGGAUGAAUGACCAGCCCCAGCCCGAGAAGGUGAAGAGCUGCCUGGAGGCCAGCUUGAAGAAGGAUGCCAAGGGCACCUUUGGCCCGAUGCACGAGAUCUGGAACCAGGGCUACAGCACCACCGACAUCAUCUCCACAUUCUCGCGCGUUGCCAAGCAGAUGGAGGCCCCAGAGCACAUCAAGCUGGAGUGGCUCAAGGAGAUCGGCCUCGCACACGCGCGUGUGACGGCGGGAGCCCAGAACCUCUUGCAGCUGGAUGCCAUGGCCGGAUUCCCAGCAAGUUUUUUCACCAGGCUCGGAGCCUUGGAUUCCUCGACUGAUUGCGGGCAUUGCGGGCAUGGGCAAAGCGAGAGCUUGAGGCUGAUGCUCGGGGAAGCAUGCUUGGGGGCCGUGAUGCUAGGCGCCAGCUUGGCUGCUAACAAGGCCAAGAUCAUCUGUCAGCAGUGUCUAGCUCCGGGCCACUGGACGUACGAGUGCAAGAACGGAAGCACUUACCAGGUCCGCGCCAGCGCUUCGCGACAGCUCAAGCAGAAACGCUUCAAGCAGGCCUUCCUGGAAGAAGAGGCGCCCGAGGUGCCCUUCAACGCCUUCCUGGGUGACGACCGUGCGCGAUUCGGAACAAGGAAAGACACUGCAGGACCCCCAGAAAAGAAGCCCAAGACAGAGAAGGAUGCAAAGGAAAAGAAGGAGAAGAAGGCAAAGAAGAAAAAGGA